This is a messenger RNA of Rhipicephalus microplus (southern cattle tick), 2529 nucleotides long. It is a transcript of the gene Cdk9, whose product is annotated as Cyclin-dependent kinase 9. Lineage: Eukaryota; Metazoa; Arthropoda; Arachnida; Ixodida; Ixodidae. Gene Ontology annotation, molecular function: cyclin-dependent protein serine/threonine kinase activity; ATP binding; RNA polymerase II CTD heptapeptide repeat kinase activity. Gene Ontology annotation, biological process: protein phosphorylation. The record is from RefSeq and is a predicted model, not a curated record. Gene Ontology annotation, cellular component: nucleus.
CCUUUCAACCGGUGCAAGGCCACAUUCUAUCUGGUUUUUGACUUCUGCGAGCAUGAUUUGGCAGGCCUGCUGAGCAACAUCAAUGUCAAGUUUUCAUUGGGUGAAAUCAAGAAGGUGAUGCAACAGCUUCUCAAUGGCCUCUACUUCAUUCACAGCAAUAAGAUCCUGCACCGUGACAUGAAGGCAGCGAAUAUUUUAAUCACCAAGGCUGGUGUGCUGAAGCUGGCCGACUUUGGGCUGGCUCGGGCCUUCUCCCUGAGUAAAACGGGCCAGCCCAAUCGUUAUACCAACCGGGUGGUCACGCUGUGGUACCGUCCACCUGAGCUACUGUUGGGCGAGCGCAACUACGGCCCUCCCGUAGACAUGUGGGGUGCAGGCUGCAUCAUGGCCGAAAUGUGGACCCGCUCACCCAUCAUGCAGGGCAACACAGAGCAGCACCAGAUCAGCCUCAUCAGUCAGCUGUGCGGCUCACUCACACCCGAUGUCUGGCCCGGCGUCGAGAAGCUCGAGCUGUACGCCAAGCUCAACCUUCCCAAAGGACAAAAGCGCAAGGUCAAGGAGCGUCUCAAGGCAUAUGUCAAGGACCCUUAUGCACUGGACCUGCUGGACAAGCUGCUGCACCUGGACCCAAGCAAACGGUGUGACAGCGACAGUGCACUAAACCACGACUUUUUCUGGACGGACCCAAUGCCGUGUGACCUGGGCAAGAUGCUGUCUCAGCACACUCAAUCAAUGUUCGAGUACCUGGCACCCCCACGGCGUCGGGUAAUGCAGCAACAACCUCCACAGGGCCCCCACCACCCACCCAAGGUGCCUUCAGCUUCAGAUGGCCAGUACCACGACCGUGUCUUCUGACAUGAGCCGAGCUGCUGUGCCUAGUCCUCCCAGUGCGUGGAAGCAGCACCGCUUUUCCGGGAGCUUCCACGACUGCCAGCAUCGCCAAGUGAGAAGCCAUCUGUGCCUGUGCAGCUGCAGAGUUGGAACAUCCUUGAGCAGAGCAGUCUUUGUCUUCUGACAUGAGCCGAGCUGCUGUGCCUAGUCCUCCCAGUGCGUGGAAGCAGCACCGCUUUUCCGGGAGCUUCCACGACUGCCAGCAUCGCCAAGUGAGAAGCCAUCUGUGCCUGUGCAGCUGCAGAGUUGGAACGUCUUUGAGCAGAGCAGUCUUCUGUGACACCAGGAAAUAGCAAGCACUGCCAUCUGCAUGCCUCGCUACAGUUUAUGCAUGUGGCUCUAUUUUGCAUUGCACUACAUGUCCAUAACUAUGUGUGAUUGAGUCAGCCCUGAUGGCCAGGUGCUGCUCGUGCACUCUCUGGACGCAGAAAUGACAGCAGUGGCACACGUCUGUGUAGUUCGUUUCUACACUUUGUUUGCAUGGACUCUUUCUCAAAGUUGCAGUACUAUAAGUGCGGGUCACUGUUGGUGCAAGCUAAGGUUAUUUUGUUAUUCAUCUUUUAUGGUUGUCACAUUAUGCUUAGCAUAGGUUCUUUGUUUACCCUGUAAAUAUCAUUUUCAUUUUUUUUGUUCUUUCUUUAAACUCUAAUUAUUGGUGGUUGUUGACUGUAUAUUGCAGGUAUAUCUCACCGUCCACUAUGGUGGUUUCUACCAUGCUUACUAUUACCAUUUUCCCAAUAGGGCUCAGUCUCCAACAAUGAAAUGAUUACAGCCUGCAUUAAAUGUGGCAAUGAGAUAUAGUGUCUCUAAAAUACAAUGAAUGGAUGGAUGGUGGAUAAAUAAUGGAUGGUGGUUGUAUAUUGGACAGUAGUUUAGGUGACCUGAUGAUUGACGGUAGCCUAGGUGGGUAGAAAGUCUCCCGUGUACCAGGUAUGUGGCAGGUACAGAGAUGGCGGGCGUCAUAAUAUUUGUGAAUGAAAUAUUUUUCUUUGAAUGCCCUUUCUGUUAUGACUGAAAUUGUAUCUUCCUGUUACAAAAGGCAGAUAAGUUAGGCACAGAAAACAAAUUGACUUGCACUAAUAAUUCAAACAGGCUAUAUAAUAGCCUGUUUAUACCUAGCAAAAACAGCCUGUCUCAGUGUAUUACAUUGUAAUAACUUUCUUCUCUAGUGCAGACUGACACACGGACAAAGAGAGGGAUUGACACCAGCGCUUUGUGGCGUGUCAGUCUGUGCUAGAAAACGUUACUACCGUGUAUACGUACCAAGUAGCCCGUCUUUCAGCAUAACUCUAUUCACUUCUCUACAACUCAUGGUGUUGUGCUUACUCCUUUGCCUACACAAGCAGCUUCUGCAGAAAACCUUCCCUACAGUGCCAUGACAGUCUCUUUGUGGCUCUAAUUGAACUUACUAUAAAGAGAUGCAUUUCUCCAUGCAACCUGAAAAACAUUUUAAACCAUAAUUAAAAAACAUACCAUGUUCAUACCGAAUGCUGUGCUCAGACAAUUCACAUACAGUAAAAACUUGUUAAUUCGAACCGCAAGGGGAAGUUGCCUCAGUUCGAAUUAACGAAAGUGAAGAACAAUAGCACAUUGCGAGUAAAGCAUAACAAUUUAUUUUUUGAAAAAAAUCUGAUCGCG